AUGGCGUCCGCAGCCGAGGGGGACGUGGGAGCGGUGGUGGAGCUGGCGACGGUGCUGCGGUGCGGUUUCCAGGACCUGAGCCUUAACAAGUUGGCGACGUCCCUGGGCGCGUCAGAACAGGCGCUGCGGCUCAUCAUCUCCAUCUUCCUAGGUUACCCCUUGGCUUUGUUUUACCGGCAUUACCUUUUCUACAAGGACAGCUACCUCAUCCAUCUCUUCCACACCUUCACAGGCCUCUCAAUUGCUUAUUAUAACUUUGGAAUCCAGCUCUAUCACUCCCUGCUAUGCGUGAUGCUUCAGUUCCUCAUCCUCCGGCUGAUGGGCCACACCAUCACUGCCGUCCUCACUACCUUUUGCUUCCAGAUGGCCUACCUUCUUGCCGGAUACUAUUACACAGCCACUGGCAACUACGAUAUCAAGUGGACAAUGCCACACUGUGUCCUGACCUUGAAGCUGAUCGGUCUCGCCAUCGACUACUAUGAUGGAGGGAAAGAUCAAAAAUCCCUGUCCUCUGAGCAACAGAAAUACGCCAUACGGGGUGUCCCUUCCCUGCUGGAGGUUGCUGGCUUCUCCUACUUCUAUGGGGCCUUCUUGGUGGGGCCCCAGUUCUCAAUGAACCACUACAUGAAGCUGGUGCAGGGACAGCUGACUGACCUACCAGGCAAGAUACCAAACAGCACCGUACCUGCUCUCAGGCGCCUGAGUCUGGGCCUUGUCUACCUAGUGGCCUACACCCUGCUCAGCCAGCACAUCACAGAAGACUAUCUCCUCACUGACGACUACGAAAACCACAGCUUCUGGUUCCGCUGCAUGUACAUGCUGGUCUGGGGCAAGGUUGUGCUGUACAAAUACGUCGCCUGUUGGCUGGUCACGGAAGGCGUGUGCAUCCUGACGGGGCUGGGCUUCCACGGCCUUGACGAGCUCGGGAGGGCCAAGUGGGACACCUGCGCCAACAUGAAGGUGUGGCUCUUUGAGACAGACCCCCGCUUCACGGGCACCAUCGCCUCUUUCAACAUCAACACCAACGCCUGGGUGGCCCGUUACUUCUUCAAACGACUCAAGUUCCUUGGAAAUAAACAACUAUCCCAGGGCCUCUCAUUGCUAUUCUUGUCCCUCUGGCACGGCCUCCACUCAGGGUACCUGGUCUGCUUUCAGAUGGAGUUCCUCAUUGUUAUUGUGGAAAGACAGGCUGCCAGCCUGAUUCAAGACAGCCCAGCCCUGAGCAGCCUGGCCUCCGUCAGGGUCCUGCAGCCCCUCUACUAUCUGGUGCAGCAGACCAUCCACUGGCUCUUCAUGGGUUACUCGAUGACUGCCUUCUGCCUCUUCACGUGGGACAAAUGGCUGAAGGUGUAUAAAUCCGUCUAUUUCCUUGGCCACGUCUUCUUCUUGAGUCUACUAUUCACAUUGCCUUAUGUUCGCAAAGCAGUGGUGCCGAGGAAAGAGAAGUUAAAGAAAAUGGAAUAA
Molecule: messenger RNA, 1464 nt
Organism: Lipotes vexillifer (Yangtze River dolphin)
Lineage: Eukaryota; Metazoa; Chordata; Mammalia; Artiodactyla; Lipotidae
Gene: LPCAT3
Product: lysophosphatidylcholine acyltransferase 3
Exons: 12
Coding region: 1-1464 (487 amino acids)
Biological process (GO): phosphatidylcholine biosynthetic process; lipid modification
Cellular component (GO): membrane
Molecular function (GO): lysophospholipid acyltransferase activity; 1-acylglycerophosphocholine O-acyltransferase activity
Source: RefSeq, a predicted model, not a curated record